CCUCACAGGCUUCCGUACUUGGGAAGAGGCUAUCAACUGGCCUCCGGCUGCCUUGACUGCCAUCGAGACCUCUCAAUUGCUUUGCAGGGUUGCCGAUGGGGGACAGGGGGAGCCCAAUCUCCAGUGUUAAUACUAAAGAUGCAGCAGUCAGUACUGACCACAGCAUCUAUUGUGUUAACACUGCCGAGACUGGGGCGAUCUAGGUCUUGGCAGCUCCGAUGGGAUCCCGGCAGUUUUGACAGCGGCCUCCCAUUGCCUAUCUCCUGCGACGCAUUCAGGAGAGCCUGGAAUAGUCACAAUGUAUGGGCAUGUUGUUUCCCAGGAAAGUACCGGCUGUAUCUUUUGCUCUGGUCCUGCCUUGGAGAAUGGACGGAGCUUAAUGAUGUCACCGCUGCUGUUCUCCGUAUGAAAGGAAGCAGCUGUCAGGUGGAAUCUCUUCUGCUACUAUCUCUAUCGCAACCAGUCACACCCUAUACCUGCUGUCUCUACUAGUCCUUCCAUAGGUGUAAUCUGCUGAGGAGCAGUCACUGGGAAUCUGAAUCCGCUAGGAGGCCAUGCCAUAAAUUUCUCAUAAAGCGAUAGUACCCCUUUAAGGAAGAUCGUGUCCCUUGGCCAACAUUAAGUUAAGUGAAGGGCGUUCCUGUAAAGACAUGAUUUAUCCUAUUGCAGCUGAACACAAAUACAUCCUUGGAUUUCCCAGUUAAUAAGCACCUCUCAUUGUGUUUUGAUGUAUUCGGUCCCAGGCUAAUGGCAUGCUAUUAUAGAGUCAUUACCACAAGCCUACUCUGCUGAGGGGCUCCGCACGACCCCUUUGACCUCGUCCUCAACAUGGGAAUUCAGGGAUUUAUGACCUUUGUGUGUUCUCAUAGCAAUUUCUUCCAUGAAUUAAAGCUGAAAAACACAAAAUUAAUAAUAGAUGGUAACAAUCUGUACCACAAGUUAUACUUUGAUUCUGGCUUGGACCUUGUUCACGGUGGGGACUAUGACAGAUUCACAGACGUUCUUUAUAAAUUUUUUGAAAGUUUGUCUGUGUGCAACAUACAAGCCUAUGUUGUGUUUGAUGGCGGCUGUGACAUAUCCGAUAAGAAGUUGGAGACCCAAAAGCAGCGCGUCAGGGAAAAGAUUGCCAUGGCACAUAGCCUUUCAGUUGGCAGAGGUGGCAGUGUGCUUCCCCUGCUGAGCAGAGAGGUGUGCAUCCAGGUCUUAAGAAAACUCCAAGUGCCCUUUGUCCAGUGCUUCUCAGAAGCUGAUCGAGAAAUAGUUGUCCUAGCCAACCGAUGGAACUGCCCUAUCCUUUCCUUCGACAGUGACUUUUGCAUCUUUGAUUUAAAGGCUGGAUAUUGUCCCUUGACUUCCUUCCAAUGGAAAAACAUUGCUUCUAUGAAGGAAACCCAGGAGUGCUACCUUCCAGCACGAUGUUUUUCUGCUCAGAAAUUGUGCCAUAUCUACAAUAACAUGAAUGUGGAUUUGUUGCCUCUCUUUGCUGUGCUUAUGGGAAAUGACUAUAUCAGCUUGCCAGCUUUAGAAACGUUCUUUAGUAAGGUCCAUUUACCAGGGGGCAAUAACCAUAGUGGUCGAAGACAUAAACAGAUACAUGGCCUACUGAACUGGCUAUCUGGAUUUGCUGAUGUGGAAGAAGCCAUGAAAAACGUGCUGAACUAUCUUAGGUUAAAGGAUCGGGACUCGGUCAGACAGCUCCUGUGUUCUGCCAUGGAAGAAUACAGCCUUUAUGAGACUGUAAACCUUGAGCAGUAUUUUGUCAGAGGUGUAUAUCUUUCUCCAACUGCAGUGAAGCUCCACCUGCCUGAGUGGGUGCAGUUUGCUUUAGCACGAGGUGAACUGUCUCCAUUGCUUAGUGAUGCUUUGGUGUUGAGAAGAGUAUUUCUCCAUGUUCAGGUAGAGGACAUUAAAAAGCCAUCUGCUCAUUCAGUGACAAAGCCUGUUCGCAAAUUGAUCUAUGCCAUACUCCUGAAUGCCAAACAUGAGGCUCAAAAAACUAAGAAACUUUGUGUUGGUGAAUUUGACAGACUGGAGACUAACUUAAGAAGAUCCACAGUUGGGAUAAGUUGUGCCUUUGAGGACCUCUAUGAAGACCUCUCACUUUCUACUCUUCCGCAGCUUCCAUUGGAAACCCGGUUGAAGCUACUGCUAUGGAGCCUUGAUGUGAAAAUGAGUGACCUGGAGUUUGUACAGUCUUCCUACAAACUUAUACUGGCUAUAGUUUGUUACUGGAUCAGACACGCAGAUCCCAAAGUAAAACUGCAUCACGUAAAAGCCCUCAUCAUGGGAAUUGUUUGUGGAGAAGCAUCCGACAUUCAUAGUAAAGCAGUGUGGGAUGAGAUCAGGAAACUACGAAUAGAAAGUGGUCAGCACAAAAGACUGAACUUGGAAGAUGCACAUAUACUGUGCCAAUGGCAGUGCUGUGUGCAGAUAUUCAUGCACUUCAAUCAGCUGCUCUCCUCACCACUUCCAGAGCCGGAUAUUAGCAGAAUGUACAGUGGUUCUUUUGUGCAUCACAUGAUAAAGAAGCUGAAGGAGUCAUCCUCUUCAGAAGACUUGUUUCAAUCCUGUCCGCCAUUGGAGAAACUGUAUAGAGACUGCAUUCAUACUGUGAUGUCUGCCAUCCCCCUGGACUGCUUCCAGAGUAGGACAGAGGUGCCAACCACCAAGCCUAAGAAAAAAAGAAAAGUAGGCAAAAAAGGGUUAAACCUCAAGGAAGGCAGCAUGCUGGAAAAUCAGCCCCAGUGUGAUUUUAGCAGCAGAUUUGCCUGCUUGUCAAUGGAAGACUGACCGGCACUUUACUUGUGACAUAUCUUCAUACCAGCAACCCCACAAUAUGGACAGAGUGUAAGGGGGAAUUUAUAGUGCUUGUGUGUACUUCCCCCAUAUUUAUCAAUGCGGUGCCCGUUCUUCAUUAAGAGCGUAGAUCUAAGGAAGUUUCGAAGUGUGGUCUGGUCUAGAGUUUGCACAAAAUGUUCUGCUGUUGUGGUCAUUUUAGCGACUUUUUGAAGAGUUUCAUAUGAUAAAAAGCAAAAACAUUUGACUUCAUAUAGAGCACAUUUGGUAAAAGGACUAGUCACCAAAUUUUUGCACAAAUUGUGACAAAAAUCCACAAAAACCAUAUGUAAAUACAAUGAUAAACAAUGAUAUCUAGUUCUUGGACUAACUCAUAAGGGUGGAAAUAACUUUUUGUACAAAUUGCAAUGGCAUCUGCUUAAACAUAUAGGCCGAGUGUGGUAGCAAAUAGGUAAGGACUGUGGCCACCUUGAUAUUGUUUGUGCCAUGAUUUUUUUAUAAUAGUCUUUUCCUUAUCAUACGUCUGAUUUCUUCUUUGACUCUGAAAUUUUAUAUAGCAGUUUUCUUUGUGCAUAUUUGCACCGCUACCUCAUGCCUUUGCCUAAGACAGUGUUCUCCAAAAUCUGUUUGUCUCCAGCUGUUGCAAAACUACAACUCCCAGCAUGCCCGGACAGCCAUUGGCCUAAAGUAAAUUUACUUUCUGGUAGAUCACACGGUAAGUGUGGCUGUGCCAAUGCCUCAUGUGUUGUGUAGCACAAACAUAAAAUUUGACACUUUGGAAUAAAUCUAAAAAA
Messenger RNA from Hyla sarda, 3590 nucleotides. RefSeq names its product asteroid homolog 1 (gene ASTE1). Lineage: Eukaryota; Metazoa; Chordata; Amphibia; Anura; Hylidae. Bases 829 to 2790 code for a protein of 653 amino acids. The transcript is spliced from 7 exons. The record is from RefSeq and is a predicted model, not a curated record.